Chrysoperla carnea is the source of this 5834-nucleotide messenger RNA. RefSeq names its product calpain-D-like. Gene Ontology annotation, molecular function: calcium-dependent cysteine-type endopeptidase activity. NCBI's taxonomy places the organism in Eukaryota, Metazoa, Arthropoda, Insecta, Neuroptera, Chrysopidae. The transcript has 18 exons. Gene Ontology annotation, biological process: proteolysis. Gene Ontology annotation, cellular component: cytoplasm. The coding region runs from base 44 to 4870 and encodes 1608 amino acids. The record is from RefSeq and is a predicted model, not a curated record.
UAAAAAUAAAUUGUGUGAUUCUUGUAGCCAUGAAUCUAUUAAAAUGGGUGCUAUUGCAUCAGUGCUUCAAUGGAAUUGUGAUGAAUGUAGUUUAAUAAAUCCAACAGAACGUUUACAAUGUUUACGAUGUGGACAUUUACGAGAUAAAUCGUUUACAUCCAACACAAAACAUUUUAAUAAUGAUCAAAAUUUUAAUAAUUUACAUUUAAAAAAUAGAAGAAAUGACUUGACAAAAGAAAAUUGUAAAAAUGAUAUAUUAGGACCACAAUUGAUGAGCGUAACAUGUCAUCGCCGUCGUGAGAAUACUUCAAAACGUAUCCAUAAAUCCGAUGAAUGUAAUAAUGAUUUACUACUGCAACGUAGUAAACAAUUUAGUCAAAGCUUACCAAAUUUGGUACAUCAUUGGACAUGUAAUGAUUGUACAUUGGUUAAUAACAGUGUAACACGCGUAUGCGCAUUAUGUAAUACGACAUUAAAUAUAGCACAUGCAAUACAUUUAAUAUGUUUUCAAUGUGAAAAUCAUUGUGGUGGUGUGAUUGGAUUACAAAAUUCAAAAAAUAUGAUACCAAUUGAUGUUGGUAACAAAGUUGGUAGUACUACUUCAAAUUUAUUAUCAACAAGUGUACCUGUCUCCUCAACGGCAACAAGUUCAAAAUCUGGGGCAACAUCACCAUUUUUAUCAUAUUUAAAACGUGAUAAAAAUCAUGAAACGAGUUCAGAAUUGGCAGCGACAAAUGGUAGCGGCAGUGGAAGUACAAGUCAUGUUUUAUUAGAGAGUCGUCAAAAAUUAUUACCACAAUGUGAUCCACAAAUGAAAUGUUCAUGUAAUUGUCGUUAUACGAAAUUUACAACGUUUGUACCCCCAUCCAAACAUUAUUAUAGCUCAAGUUCCACAUCAUAUAAUUACAUACGUGACUUUGAUAUUGAAUUAACCAGUAAAAAUGAUGACAUUAUUGGUAAUCGAUUAUUGGCAAACAAGAAUUCUAGCAGCGAAAAUAAAUCACCAAAACGUCAUAUAACAACAAAUUAUCAAAUUGAUAAUUUAUUUCGACCAAAAGUCAGUCGAUCCGUAUCAAAUGAUUCGAUGUUAUGUCAUAACACAACACGGCGAAUCCCCUACAAAAAUACCAAUUUAGUAACAAGUUUCUACGAUCUAACAAUGUGUCAUCCGCGAACAAAUUCACAAUAUGUGAUUGGCGGUGGGGGAAACGGUGAUAUUGAUUCAACCACAACAACCAGUCGAUUUAGUACUGGUUACACAAUUGAUCGCCGUCAAUAUCGAAAUAAUACGUAUAUUAAAUCAUCGUCAUCAUCCUCAACGAAUUCCUCGAAAAAUUUAUGGACAUGUACAAAUUGUACAUUAGAAAAUUCAACGGAUAUUAUAUUAUGUGCAGCAUGUGAUACACCACGACGACGUGAUUUCGAUGAUCAGGAUUCAUCACCGAUUAAAAAACAAUGUUAUUAUCGAAGAUCAUUGUCAGAGUCACCUAGUGCUGGGGCUACGAAAUCUUCAGUUAUUAUGAAUCGUCGCAGUUUAGGUAGUUCUUCAUCGUCAUCAUCAUCGUCAGGAGUGCAUGGUAGCACAUUUGAUAAUAAUACAUCAGAGUGCCUUGAUAGUAAUCCAUUUCAUUUGAAUGAAUUACGAAGUCGUAAACAACAUCAUACGACUACCAUACAGAAUACACCAGAUUUAUUGCUACGGACAACGUCUAUUUGUGGCGGUGGAGAGGAAAAUAUUUCGAAUGAGACUGAUUUAGAGAUUAUAACACCAUCAAAACCAGAUGAAAUCGAAAAUAAUAAAAUUAAGUAUACGUAUAUUGGUAUGACAGCGCCAACAAUUCCUCAGCAUGCGACCACUACUACUACAGUUGGUGCGAAAAGUUCAUCGACUAUUUUGGAUUUGGGCAGUGAUUCGACGACGAAGUUAGAUACAACAGUAACUACGAAUUCUAUAAAAAGUAACAAAAAAUCGGAAAAUAGUCGUAGUGGACAUCGAAUGUGGACAUGCCGGAAAUGUUCAUAUGCAUACAAUGCAUUGUGGAUUGAUAAAUGUGAAAUAUGUAUGUCAGCCAGAACACCGCCAUCAUUAAUGCAACCGAGUUUAAUAACAGUCACCAAAGAUGGGGCACAUUCUCGAGUUUCAAGUGCUUCAAAUGCAUCGCAACAUCAAAUCGAUAGCAUUGUUUCUGUCAAUAACAAUAAUAAUACUAAUAAUAACAUGGUACGCUAUUUAAGAAGCAAAAACUAUACAGACGAUAAUGUUGACCUAAAUUCUAUACCUAGAGUAAUACUCGAUGAAGGUCUGGAAGGAGAUUUUCAAUUUAUGACAGGUGAAAAUCCUGAUCAUACAGAACAAGAAUGGACAUGUAAAAAAUGUACAUUACGUAAUUCGGGAAAAGUAACAGCAUGCGUGGUUUGUGGAGGCUCUAAAUUAAGGGCGCUAACGAAUUCACGUGAUAUGACUUUACGUAAAGGAGAAUUUUGGUCAUGUCAUCAAUGUACUUUAAAAAAUCCGCUGUCAUCGAGUGUUUGUCUAGCUUGUAAAACAAUUAAACAAAAUUUAGAUCAAAAUAUUUCUGCAACAAAAUCAUGUCAUCAUAGUCCAAAUCGUAAUUUGGGCGCUUAUCCAAAGCGACAUAGUACGGGAGCAACUGCAUCAGGUGUAAUCAUUGGAGGCGGCAAUCGUGGUGAACAGAAAAAAAUACAUUCAUGGCAACAACAAACUUCGUCCAUCACAGCUCAAAAUGAUAUUAUUACAACGACAUCUUCUGGAAGCAGUUCUUUGGAGCCUGCCACUACAAUUCCAUCUUCUGUAAUAUCACCAUCAUCUACAUCUUCUACGCGUCAACAGAAUCAUCAAAACUCACAACAGACGCAACAAAAAUCCUGGCAAUGUUUAUUGUGUACUUUUGAAAAUAGUUCGGUGACCGUAGCAUGUGAAAUGUGUCACAGUUCACGUUGUCUUAGCUCAUCAACAGAAUUAUCAAGUCAAUCGAUACCACGCGCUCCACGCCAAGAAAGUAAAUUAAUGGAGAAAUUACGGCAUACCGAAGAGGCUGCAGCGGUUGAUCGAUGGGAACAUAUUGUGCAAUAUUGUAAACAGACAAAUGAAGCAUUUGUGGAUGAUUCAUUCCCGCCAGCACCCAAAUCAUUAUAUUAUAAUCCAUCAGAGUCUAGAGACACACAUGUGGUACAAUGGCGUCGACCACAGGAUAUUGAUGUUGAAGGUGAAUCGGAUUCAAUUGUACCAUGGGCUGUCUUUCGUACACCAAGACCAUCGGAUAUAUCCCAAGGUGUUUUGGGUAACUGUUGGCUAUUAAGUGCGCUGGCUGUGCUAGCCGAACGUGAAGAUUUGGUACGCAGUGUAUUGGUAACAAAACAGUUAUGUCCUCAAGGGGCAUACCAAGUGCGUUUAUGUAAAGAUGGUCGAUGGACAAUGGUUUUGGUUGAUGAUUUAUUUCCCUGUGAUAAACGUGGCCAUUUAGUGUAUUCACAAGCAAAACGGAAACAAUUAUGGGUACCUUUAAUUGAAAAAGCUGUAGCAAAAAUCCAUGGAUGUUAUGAGGCGUUGGUAUCUGGUCGUGCAAUAGAAGGCUUAGCAACGUUAACGGGUGCACCUUGUGAAAGUGUUCCAUUGCAACCAUCAGCGUUACCCGCGCCACCCGAAGAUGAAAUGGAUAAAGAUUUAAUAUGGGCACAAUUACUGUCAUCAAGGCAAGCGAAAUUUUUAAUGGGUGCUUCUUGUGGAGGGGGAAAUAUGAAAGUGGAUGAGGAUGAAUAUCAACGUAAGGGAUUGCGUCCACGUCAUGCGUAUUCAGUGCUCGAUGUACGUGAUACGGGUGGUGUACGUUUAUUACGGUUACGGAAUCCAUGGGGACAUUAUUGUUGGACUGGUGAUUGGUCAGAUGAUUCACCAACAUGGACACCACGGCUACGACAUUUAUUAAUGCCACAAGGUGCAUCUGAUGGAGUUUUUUGGAUCUCAUUUGAUGAUGUUUUAAAGUAUUUUGAUUGCAUUGAUAUUUGUAAGGUUCGUUCCGGUUGGAAUGAAGUUCGUUUGCAAGGAACAUUACCACCAUUAUCGUCCACACCGCAUUUAUCGUGUGUUCUGUUAACGGUUUUGGAACCCACGGAAGCUGAAUUCACAUUAUUCCAAGAGGGUCAACGUAAUUCAGAGAAAUCUCAACGAUCACAACUUGAUUUAUGCGUAGUAGUGUUUCGUUCACGUAGUGCUGCCCAACCAGAAGUGGGGCGUUUAGUUGAACAUAGUAAAAGACAGGUUCGAGGAUUUGUUGGAUGCCAUAAAAUGUUAGAACGCGAUGUAUAUUUAUUAGUAUGUCUGGCAUUUAAUCAUUGGCAUACGGGAAUGGAGGAUCCAGCUAGUUAUCCAGAAUAUGUUCUAGCUAUACAUAGUUCAAAAAGACUGUUGGUGGAGCAACUAGGCCCACCAGAUUAUGUACUCGCUGAUGCAAUUAUUAAUUUAACACUAGCUAAAGGACAACGACAUGAGGGUCGCGAAGGGAUGACUGCAUUUUAUCUAACCAAGGGCUGGGCUGGUCUUGUCGUAAUGGUUGAAAAUCGUCAUGAAAAUAAAUGGAUUCAUGUCAAAUGUGAUUGUCAAGAGAGUUAUAAUGUAGUGUCAACACGUGGUGCGUUACGAACUGUGGACUCGGUUCCACCAUUACAUAGACAAGUAAUAAUAGUUUUAACACAAUUGGAAGGUAGCGGUGGAUUUUCGAUUGCUCAUCGAUUAACACAUCGUUUAGCGAAUAGUCAAGGUUUAUACGAUUGGGGUCCAGUUGGUGUGAGUCAUUGUCCGAACAUCGAUAAUCAAGUGGAGGGUUUACAUUCACCAAGACUAAUUACGUGAUUUCAAUAUCAUCUAUCGUAUUUUUUAAUCAUCAAUUAAUUAUGCUGUGAUUUUUAUCAAUAAUUUUUUAUUUUUAUCUUUCAUAUUUAAUUAUUAUUAUUUUUUUAAUUUCUUGAGUGCCAUUUUGUUUUCCACACUACUACAACACACGACGAGUAUUUUUUUAUAAUACACGAAUGAUUUUUUAUUAUUUUUUUUUACUCUACAAAACGAAUUCCCCUCGAUCACUCCAUUUUGUUUAGUAGAUACAUUCACUGAGAGGCACUAUAAGUGGAGAACAUUUAUCGACCACCAUUUUGUAAAUAAUUAGAAUUUUUUUUCUACGGACCCAUAGGUCAAGACCCAAUUGACCUAUGUUGCUCAUUUACGAACUCUAUAUGCCUAAAAUUUCAAAGUAAGGCCGGAUUAACCAUGUCAGGGUUCCUAAUAUGGAUGCGUUACGUUAUGUAACGCAUCCAUAUUAUUAGUUCUACUUCUCGAUACUAGAUGGCUCUGUUCUACAGAUACGAAGUAUUUCAUCAACUGCGUUGAAAAAAAAACAAUAAUACAUCAUUUUCAGUUCCUAAUUUUACCUAGUAAGAUACUUUUUUUUCUCAAAAUGGCGUAAUUUCAUUGAUAUCAGAUGAUCUCUGUAAUAUUUAAGCUGCUUUAAAAAUUAAGUGGCUCUUAUUUUACGGAUCUUAUUGGACACAAAAUGGCGGUCGAUAAUAACCCAACAUGCAGCGUUCAAAAUGCUAUUACAACAAUAGAUACGCAUACCUAGAAAAGGCUGAUUGCGUUUCGUUUAUUUAUUUUUUGCAAUUUUUUUUAUUUUUCUGGAAAAUGUUUUUGGAAGAAAAUAAUAUUUGCGGUGCGCGUUUCACACACACACACAUACACACACAUUUGUACAAACAAACAAAUAUUUCUGGAUCUCUUAUUGUGUAAAAUCAGUAAAAUAUCAAAAUGAAAUUAUUUAAAAACA